UAAAAACCAAAGGAAAUGGCUAAGCUGAUAGGAUUAUUGACGUGUCUUCUGCCACUGUUAGUGUAUGCCCAGAACGAUGUCAGCUGGUAUGAUUAUUACACAGCAGAUGGACGAACAUCAGGACUCGUUGCUGCCAGCAAAGAUGGAUUUCUACUGAAUGGCAAACCAUUUCACAUCAUCAGUGGAGCUGUUCAUUAUUUUCGAAUUCACCCAACUCAAUGGCGUGAUCGACUGAGAAAACUACGGGCAAUUGGCGCCAACACUGUUGAAACGUACAUGCCUUGGAACCUUCACGAGCCACGUCGUGGAGAAUAUGAUUUCAGUGAAGGCCAAAAUGAUAUGUCAGCUUUUCUUAAUGUUACUGCUUUCGUCGAAAUGGCUCAGCAAGAGGACCUAUUCGUCAUUUUGCGGCCAGGCCCUUACAUCUGCUCUGAAUGGGAGUUUGGUGGAUUGCCAAGUUGGCUUUUACGUGAUUCUGACAUGAAAGUUCGCACUUCCUAUCCUGGAUUCCUCCAGGUGGCAGAUGGGUACUUAACAGAAGUAUUCCGACGCGUAGCUAAUUUGCAAUUUCAGCGAGGAAAUGGACCUAUCAUUGCCUUUCAAGUAGAAAAUGAAUAUGGGGCUUUCAGAGAGGGUUCAGAGGUGCCCGAAACACAAUACUUGAUUCAUUUGCGAGACAAGAUGAUUGAAUUAGGAUCAACUGAAAUGUUUUUCACAUCAGACACACCCUCGAAUAACGGUGACUUGGGGGCUGUUCCAGGUGAAUUACAAACAGCCAAUUUCGCUUAUGAGGCGGAUAAGCAAUUUGAUGCCCUCGAUGUGCUACAGCCAACAAAGCCAUACAUGGUGGCUGAGUUUUGGAGCGGAUGGUUUGACCAUUGGGGUCAACUCUACCACGAUGGAACGGCCUUAAAUGAUUUCACUUACGUUCUGGAACGUAUCUUCACCCGAAACAGUUCAGUGAAUUUCUACAUGUUUGUUGGUGGGACGAGUUUCGGAUUUAUGAACGGAGCUAACUUGCAAUCCUCUUUCCCAUUUUACGCUGCCGAUAUCAGUAGUUAUGAUUACGAUUCACCCUUGACCGAAGCAGGCGAUUACACUGACAAAUACUACGCUGCCAAAGACCUCAUUGCUAGAUUCAACAGAAUUCCUAACAUUUACAUGCCCCCUAUGCCGGCCGAAAGUAUCAAAACUGCUUACCCCCCAAUCCAAGCAACAGAACAUCUAACAUUAGAAGACCUUCUUCUUCAAUUGCCCAACAACUUGAAGAUCCAGUCGAACAAUUUGCUUUCAAUGGAAGACCUUCCGAUCAACAAUAAUAACGGCCAGAGUUAUGGGUAUGUUCUGUACCGAAACGCAGCCACGUUGACAGGUGGAGUACACACCAUCACAACAAUCGGACACGUACGAGAUUUAGCCGUUUUGUUGGUGGAUCAGCAGCGUUUGACACCUGACUGGAGAAGUGAAAUGCAGUUGGGAAAUUUUGGCUUUUGGGCAACAGCGAAUGCUUCAUUUGAAUUCGUCACUCAGGAUUCUGCAAACAGUCACACAGUUGAUUUACUAGUAGAAAACAUGGGAAGGAAUAACUUUGGCCCUCCAAGUUACUUUCACCAGAAAAGAGGCUUACCCGAAGGACCUGUUUUACUGGACAACGAAGAAGUCGUUGGAUAUACAAUUUUUCCUUUGGAAUUUACGUCAGCUUGGGUUCGCAGUUUGACAAAUUGGAAUGCUUCUCCAGCUCCACCAGCGACUGUCAUUUGUCCUACGCUUACCAAGUCGACUUUGACGAUUGCCGAUGAUCCAACUGACACGUACAUCACGACUACCGGGUGGGGUGAUGGUAACCGGGGUGUUGUUUUUGUGAAUGGCUUUAACAUCGGUCGCUAUUCGGGCAUUGGUCCCACGAAAACUCUUUACAUUCCAGCUCCAUUAUUGAACCGUGGCGACAACACCAUUCUGGUUUGGUCCCUGUUCGAGCCCGUGACGACCAUCUCGUUCACCGAUCAGCCAGAUUUAGGUCCGCCUAAAUAUCCGUAACUCGAGCCACUUCCGUACAGCAGCGUCGUGCAUUUCAAUUGGUUCUUUCCUUAAAGAUUUUCCUGCUAGACAAACAAAAAUUUUCAAUUAUACAAGAUGACAAUAAAAGGAAAAAUAAACUAUACCGCAAACUUCA
Daphnia carinata is the source of this 2173-nucleotide messenger RNA. Its product is annotated as beta-galactosidase-1-like protein 2. The transcript is spliced from 14 exons. The record is from RefSeq and is a predicted model, not a curated record. Lineage: Eukaryota; Metazoa; Arthropoda; Branchiopoda; Diplostraca; Daphniidae. Gene Ontology annotation, biological process: carbohydrate metabolic process. Bases 16 to 2037 code for a protein of 673 amino acids. Gene Ontology annotation, cellular component: vacuole. Gene Ontology annotation, molecular function: beta-galactosidase activity.